AAUAACAAAUCAAUCCAAGAUCUCUGUCUUCUCGAUCUUCCCCUCUCUCUCCCGACCCAUGAUGCUAUGGAAGCUACUCUCUCUCAACUCUCUCUCGUUCCCACUCUCCCUCUCACGCGUUGGAAAUGGGCGCAUUCAGCAUCAGUAAUAGAUUUAAGCUGUGACUUGGUGGUCGAUCACAAGAUUUCACUUUGAAAAAUAAGUUCUUGUACAUAUUAUAUAGUUUUUAAUUUAAACAAAACCCCACAAAUUCUUACAGUCAAAAUCCUUAAACUAGCAUAUAUUAUUAAUAGAAAUUUGUUUAUGUUGCUAUAUUUUCUUUUAUUUGAUUACAAUUAGUGAAUUUCCCAAUCAAAAUUAAAUCAAAAUAAAGCGAGGAAAGAACAAUGACAUUUGUUGAGUGGGCUGCCAGAUUCAAUUUGUACAUUCUACAUAAUUUAGCUGACGCUAUAUUUAGGCGUCUAAAAACGAUAUGAACUGCAAACAUAAACGUAUUUGUUGUACAACUCUAGUGACAUUUGCUACCCUAGUGCGAAAUGUUAUUUAUUCAGUUAGCUUGGCAAUUAUCUAAUUUGCUAAAGUAAGAACACAUUUUUUUAAAGAUAAAAACUGAAAAGUUAUUUUUGCUGUCAGUCAAGUGUUAACUUUUUUAAACUCAUUUUAUUUAACACAUUUUUAAAAGCUAUUUUGAGUUUGUGAAUAUGUAAUGAUUUAAACAUUCCACCAGUCCUUUACCAUUUGUUUUUUUCCCAAAACGGUAGUAAAUAAAUCUAAUUCCUAGCCAUUGUAGUCCCAUCAUAAAUCGCAAAUUUCAUAUCUAAUUUCGUAAUCUCCUGCUGAAUGCGCCCGUUCGAUCGAGCCACGAAAUCUGACAAACAAACAAGGCCUACGUUUCAAGUCGAACAAGAUCGCACAGACAUUCGAAAAAUCGCACUACGCACAUACAAAUCACAGGUAUAUGACUGAGUUACCUGGAGAACCUGUUGAAUUAUUGAACAAUGUUUUUGGCGAACAAGCACUGACAAUGAAAUUGUAAAUGGUCAUGGAAAUGUCGUAGAGCCCCGGCGUCAAAUUGGCUCCAAGAGUUGUGCAGUUCGCUUAUCGGUUGUGCUUUAUUUGCUCUUUUUUUUACCGGCGAUAAUAAAAGCACACUCCCACCCACGAGUGCCAAAGAAAUUGGUCGGCGUCUCUGAAAUCCAGGUGUGUGUUUGCAUAAGAAUUUUGUCAGCGAUUCGGGGGGAAAAUUAAAUACCAACCGCCAGCUGGCACCUUCCGUUUUCGUUCUGUAAUAUCGGGGGCCUUAUUUAUAUUCACAUUUUUUAAGUGGUUACAUUUUGUUUAUUCUGGAACUCUGGAGGAAGUCAGGCGGGUGGAAAGCCCAAGCGAACUGGUUGUGUUUGACAGCUCAAGUUAUUGUUGACAUUAACCAGAUUUGUAUUUGUGUAAGCCCAAAAAAGGAGGCCCUCUCGUUGUCGAUCAGCACAGUUGAUUCGACUUGUUCGGAUUCCCUACGAUCAACUGAAAUUAUCUGGAAAUUAUCACAAAAAUAAUUGAAUUUAACAUCAAAAUAAAAAAAUACAUAUGAGUAUACGUUUUCCCGUAUUUUAUUAGUAUCUUGUUUUCAUAACUUUCUACAUUUGCCAUAUGUUUUCUAUAAAAAGUAAAGCAAACUUUAACAAAAGUCUGUUCAAACAUUCUGUUUAUUUGCUUAAUAGGCUUUAGCAUAUAUUUUGUAAUUUGUAGAGUAGAAAACUUUAACGCAAAAAUAAAUCUAAUUUAGAAAGUUAAAAAUACAGUCACCUGCUCUUAAUUAAUUUUUAUAUUGUUCGAUUUUUGUUAGUAAUAAUUUUUGAGAACCUGCUUAGCUUGUUAAUACUUAUUGAAAGAACAUAUUGAAAUGACAGGCAUCUUAAAAAUCCAACCACAUUAUUGUUCUGAGGUUUAAAAAAGCUUUACUCGACUUGUGUUGAAAAUGGCUAGUAAAAUGGAUAGAAACCUAGUCACUAUUGAUAUCUUAGCUUAGUUUGAAGGUGGGAAAAAAUCGAUACACAUUAUACCUUGACAUUUCCUACUCUGGCGUUCUGGUGAUGCAGUGCCUCCUCCUGCUGCUCCUUACCUUGACUUUUGGACAGGCGGAGGAAAGGAACAUUUACAUAACUGGAAAAUAUCACCACAAUGUGGUGUCCAUACGGACGCGUAAGCAAAUUCGCGGCUGGGGCGACAACCACUUCUGCGCCGGCUCCAUCCUGACCGCCCGAUGGGUCCUGACCUCCGGCUGCUGUGUGAGCACCCUGCCGGAGAGUACUCCAAACCAGGCCAGCACCCGAAAGAACAUGCGAGUGGUCGUCUUCACCCGCACGCGGUUGACAAAGCCGACGAGUAAAAAUAUGUUUGGCGUGGAUAAGGUGGUUCUGGACGAGGACCUCGAUGGAGAGUGCUCUAAAUUGGCUCUGCUGAAGCUGGAUCGUCCCAUUUCUGGCCAAAAAUUCGCCAUUAAGCUGCCAAAGCAGAAGAUGAACACAACAUGGCUUUGCAGCACCCUCGGAUGGGGCAGGAUGUACUUUAACGGACCCUACUCCAACGAGCUCCUCCAAUUGAGAUCGCAGGAGUCUCCGAUGUUUACUUGCAAGGCGGACUGCCAGAGCUGCCUCUGCAUGGGAAGUUUUACGGGCAGGGGCAACAUGUGCCAGUUGGACAUGGGCAGUCCGCUCUUUUGCGGUAACUUUCUUUACGGCGUGGCGCGACGGAUUCACAUGUGCAACGAUGAGGGCUUCAUGGUGUUUACCAGUAUCUAUCAUAAACGCAAGUUCAUUGAGAGGGUAUUAAAUUCGGCACGCUCGCAAACAAAAUCUAGACAAGCUUUGAUUAUUAUAAUCCCUAUGCUAACCUUGUUUUUGAUGGCUUGAUUCGUGUGGUUGUAAAGGUAACUAAUGAAAAAGUAGUUGAAUCGAAUUCUUUUAAGAAGAAACCCCAUUAUUUGUCUGAAUGCUAUACGUUCUUAUAUUAUUCAUGUUUUUAUCACAUUUUUUAUGUUUCCUUCUUAUUAAAGAGUAAACAAGAUAUGAUGAUCCAAUUAAAAGGGAAACAGAAAGUUCAGUUUUGGAAUAUUUACUAAAGAAUGGCAACAGUUAAAAAAUGAGUCGUUGAAAACUUUGAGAUUCCCAAAUAAGAAAUGACGGCAGUGACAAAUGCUAGUGUCAAACACCUUAAUUUCAACCUUCUCAUUAUUUUACCAGAGCAUAUUGACCUAAAAUAUGGUUUUGAAAGAUGCUGUGUACCACGUCCCUGAUGGUUCAAGUGGUUUUCGACCUGCUGAUUGAAUUUUGAAUCACUAGUUUAAGUUCAGGGCCUUCGCAGUGCCAAUGUGUGUCGUAUGUGCGUGUGUUUAAUCACUCGAUUUGUCUUCCCCAUUCAUCAGUCGAUGAUCGCUGAUCGAUUGCCAAAAGCAGCAGCAGACACCGCCCCCUCUCACCCUGCCCACCCCCCUUUCGCCACCCCUGUUACUGUUUGUUUUCCUGUAGUUUUGGUCUCGCCUCUUUCGAUUCUUCACCUGUCUGGUUUGGUAGCUAGUUCUCUUUCCGUUUCUAUUUCUCACCCACUCUCUCUUUAAACGCUUUCAUUCAAAUGGCCUAUGUACAGUGCAACUUCCUUGUAACGAACUUUUGCUAGUUGAAUUUAUUACUAAACUGUAUAUAAAGUUGACUAUUAGACUAAUACACUUUAUAAACAUGAUUGUAUCUUGUAAUGCGUAGAAAAAUGUAUUUAUUUUAUAUUUUACUAUUUAUUAUUAUCCAAUCAUUUUAGUUUUCAUAUUGUAUAUAGGAUAAAAAGCUUAAUCGAAUAGAAAUUAAUAUGUUUAUUGCCGAUGAAUAAAAAACCAGUGGUUUUUUUUUGUUUUGUUGUUAAUCUUUUAAAUUUGUUCUAAUCAAAUUCCCAAUUUCUGUUUGUUCUAUAUUAGUUACGGUAAUAGUUUUGUUUACCCAAGGUAUCUAACCUAAUAAUAUACAAUUUUCCCAU
Messenger RNA from Drosophila rhopaloa, 4017 nucleotides. RefSeq names its product chymotrypsin-2. Gene Ontology annotation, molecular function: serine-type endopeptidase activity. Gene Ontology annotation, biological process: proteolysis. Lineage: Eukaryota; Metazoa; Arthropoda; Insecta; Diptera; Drosophilidae. The record is from RefSeq and is a predicted model, not a curated record. Bases 2088 to 2906 code for a protein of 272 amino acids. The transcript has 2 exons.